AAGGAUAGCCGAAUUGAGAUGCAAAAAUUUAUACAAGAAUUAUAUUUGAAACCUGUAUCAGAAGAAUUAAUUAAAGUCAUUAAAAAUAAAGAGCCGGAUAUAUCAGAUCAUAAUGAAAAUGACAAACAUAUUGUUAUCGAUAAGGAUACUUUCACUUCUAACAAAGUGGAAUAUGUACCGUGCGACCUCGGGUCUUACCCUUAUGUGACUAAAUCGUCUGACUCAAAUGAUUUAGCGGAAAGUGAG
Molecule: messenger RNA, 246 nt
Organism: Dentiscutata erythropus
Lineage: Eukaryota; Fungi; Glomeromycota; Glomeromycetes; Diversisporales; Gigasporaceae
Source: the annotation of a GenBank genome assembly